Molecule: messenger RNA, 3726 nt
Organism: Anguilla anguilla (European eel)
Lineage: Eukaryota; Metazoa; Chordata; Actinopteri; Anguilliformes; Anguillidae
Gene: tmc4
Product: transmembrane channel-like 4
Exons: 17
Coding region: 717-2597 (626 amino acids)
Cellular component (GO): plasma membrane
Molecular function (GO): mechanosensitive monoatomic ion channel activity
Source: RefSeq, a predicted model, not a curated record
AAGCAGGAAUAUAUAGUUUGAUUACAUAGUUUCUUAUAAAUUAACAUAUCACAGUGAAAUAUGGUCUACAAAGUGUGAUAUGGUCUACAAAGGGUUUUUAUAUUACAAUACAAAUUAUGAAACUUCAUGAGUUUAUGUUCACAUUUCAUACCUUAAUCCUUAUUGUGAGUUGCAGGAGGCAAGAUUGUCAUCCAACAUGCACACUGAAUACAUGCUCUGAAUGGGUUAAUAAGUACAAGGAAGUUUCAGACGAUGGAAAUAAAUGGUCAUUUGCAUGUGAAACAAAGUUCAGGUGAAAGCUUUCCGGAUUGAAUGCGAUAGAGCAAGGGAGAGUUUUCUGCCGUAUGCGAUGACCCGCGUCAAAAUAUAAAGUUGUGUAUCAGAACUGGUUUCUCGACAGGGUACUGCGGAAGGCACUGGUGCCGUGUUGUGGACUUGCUGUUAAGGGCAAUUUUCAUGUUUCCUCAUGGACUGGAAUGGAUCACAGAGACAUGGCUCUGCCAUGGGAGUACCCUCCAAAAUCACACCUUGAUAAAGAUGACCAAAAAGGCUACAUAAAAUAAACAGGUUACCCUAGUUACCCUAGUCCACAAGAGUCACUGAGGUUGAGGAGAAGACCCACUAAUGUUGCUGACCAGAGCUCACCUCAGUUUAACUGGAACCCAGAUCGGAAGGAAGAUGAGAAGAGACAAGACCUCAAAGAGCUACCUUUACCCAUGGCACUCAAAAAAUCUAUUUGGCAGGUGCAGCAGAUGAAGAUACCAGCCGUGUCACGCUGGCAGUCCUGGAAGAUGCAGAAGUCAAAAACACUGAAGAGGUUCCGAGAAAGUUCUGGAGGCGCCCUAGCCUAUGUAGCUCUGUGGCGUCGAGUUCUACAAAAGAUAGGGGGACACUUUGGUGGCGGUGUCCAGUCCUACUUCCUGUUUCUGCGCUUCUUGGUGGUGCUGAACUUCCUGUCAUUCCUGUUGAUUGCAUCUUUUGUCCUGGUCCCAAGUAUCGUCUUUCAGUCCCAUAACUCUGGCAACAAUAAUACAGUCAACAUCAGUGCUGGUAAGGAGGAAUGUACAACAUAUGACCCCAAUCCUCAAGGCUUGGUUCAUUUCUAUACCUAUUUCAUCGACUUACUUACUGGAACGGGCUUUAUGGAAUACUCGUACCUCUUCUAUGGUUAUUACAACAACACUGAGGUGAUAACGAAUGACUUCUCGUAUAAUAUUCCCCUCGCGUAUUUGCUCACAGCAGGCUUCUACUUCAUCUUCUGCCUGAUCUGCAUAGUCAUUCGGAUGGGCAGCGCAGUCCGCAUUGCGGUUAAAACGGGGGGCAAGGCGGUGGGAGGCUACAGCACGCUGGUCUUCACGGGCUGGGAUUACGGCCUUCAGGGGGAUCGAGCCGUCAGACUGAAGAAGAACAGCAUACGCUAUCAGCUGCAGGUGGAUCUGGAGGAGGAGCGCAUCAAGCUGAAGGCCGCGUCCCUGACCCUGGCUCAGAUCGUAGGCCUGUAUUCUCUGCGUGCGUUCCUCAACCUCAUCGUCCUCGCGCUCAUCGGCGGGUCUUUCUACGGCAUCUUCCUGGCGACUGAGUUCAGCCAGGGGUAUCAAGGGACAGACUUUGUGAGUCUGGUGGUGGAGUACUUGCCUUCCAUCGUCAUUACGGCAGCCAACUUCCUGGUGCCUUUCCUGUGUGAUCAGAUAGCCCUGCUGGAGAGACACUCCCCCAGCACCACCGUCAUCCUGGCUCUCCUCAGGGCCGUGUUUCUGCGCAUGAUCAGCCUGGGAGUUCUGCUUUUCACCCUGUGGAGCCAGAUCACUUGCAGAACGGCCGAGAGGGGAACGUGUCAGCCCUGCGGAUACAACCACACAUUGUAUCCGUGUUGGGAAACCAGAGUGGGCCAGGAGAUGUACAAACUGGCCAUGUUUGACUUCAUAACUGUCAUUGCUGUUAUGAUACUUGUGGAAUUUCCACGCAGGAUGGUGGUCGAUCACUGCUCUUGUAAGCUGGUGAAGUUUGUGGGGCGCCAGGAAUUUGUUGUUCCUCAGAACGUCUUAGGUCUGGUCUAUGGACAGACAGUGGUGUGGGUUGGUGCCCUGUUCUGUCCACUUCUACCUGUCAUCAACACCGUCAAAUUCGUCAUCAUCUUCUACUGCAAAAGGAUCACUCUGUUUUACAACUGCCGCCCUGCGGACCGAACCUUUCGCUCCACCAGCUCCAACUUCUUCUUCCUUCUGGUGCUCCUCUUCGGCUGGAUGCUGGCCUGUUUGACUCUGAUAUACAGCGUGGCGGUUAUCCAUCCAUCAAUGAGCUGUGGCCCCUUUCUUUCUCUCACGACGAUGUGGAGAGUGGUCCCCAACUCCUUUUACUCACUCUCUGACACCACCCGCGAGUUCCUUCUAUUCAUAGGUUCCCAGGCCUUCUCAGUCCCUCUCUUCAUGCUGUCCUGUGUGGUGCUGGCUUAUGUUGCUGCCCUGGCAUCGGUCUACGGACAGAGUGUUUCACUCCUAAGAGCACAACUUAAAUUGGAAGGACGUGAUAAGAAAUUCUUGGUCAAGCAAAUAGAGGAAUUAAGUUCAGUGACCAAGAGAAGAGAACAGAACUUCUGAGUGAUCUGUUUACCAUAAAAAUGUAAACCUAUGAGACUGUUGCACAUUUGGAAUGACUGCAAAAGCAGGAAUCUCAACAUCUAGAGGGGUGGAAAUCUUGGUUGAGAGAUGUUUUGGCAUGAACAGACAUGAGUAACCCCAAUAUACCUCAGGUUUUACCUGGAUAUAGCCUGGCUACGUCAGGUAGAAAAUUUUCACUUCAACCAAAUGUUGCUGGGAUUUCAUCUGAAUGCCAUUUCACCAAACUUUCACCACAAAAAAAUGUUCACUGGGUUGAUUCAAUGACAAUUUCUCAUUUCACAAAACCACAAAAAGGACAGUAAUGUGAACUAUACCCACUUUCAUAAUCAGAAAUGUGUGUUUCCUAUAACUGUUUUAUUCCAAAAAUAUUAAAGUGGGCAAAUGAACCUUAAAUUUAUCUGGUCCUCGCUUCACUCUUAUUUAAUCUUUUCACACAAUUUCAGUUUAAAUAAAAACAAUAAUUUCAGUUAAAUAGUUUUUUAAAUAGGUUUUUUAUUUUAUUAUUUUAUUUUUUUAACCAUAUGGCGAGAAGUAUCGGCUGAAAAGGUAGCGUUCCUUGGUUGAAAAAUAAAGCUUAAAUUUUAAAUUUAGAAUGCAAUACCUUUAAAUAUAUUUUUCUCUUCCUGGUAAGUCAUUUGGCCAAUCUGUGAUUUUCUGUAACUCUGCUUUUUAUGUUAUUUAGGUCAGUUCAGGAUUAGUCAGGAGCCUAUGUUUGAGCUACAUAUAUGUGGAUGGGAAUUACUGUUAACAGUGCUACUCCUUUUAAAGACCACAAGACCAGAGAAAUCAAGACAAAUUAUUAUUGUUGGAUGUUACAUUGAAUGUAUUUGUUUUGGGUAUGCAUUAUUAAGCCAUAAUGGUCUCAGUGAGGAUUAUGAUUUGAGCUGCUGUCUUGAUGAGAGAUUAAAUAAUGCAGGUUUGGUUGAGUUUCUUGUUAUUUGUGAGGACUCUGUGGGAUUCCAGGGGAUCUUUCUUUAUUUUUCUUUUUUUGCAGAUGUACAAGAGAUUUAAAGAAUUGCUGCCAUUUGUUAAAUUUUUUUUCUACAGAACUGUAUCAUGAAAAUCAUGUAUCAACGGAUUAAAUCCUUAACUUAAAUCCUUACUGAAA